ACAUGGUUCGCCUCUUACAGUAAAAACCCAAUAUGGCAGAGAUGGCAGGUCUUGCAGGGUAACUAAAGCAACAUCAACACUUCGCACAGCACACAGGUCGGUUACCCGCGACCGAGCGCAGACAUGAGGGAACGACAGAAGAAGAAAAAGGGCAGAACAUGGGCAGAGGCCGCCAAAACGGUGCUUGAGAAGUACCCCAACACACCCAUGAGUCAUAAAGAGAUCCUGCAAGUGAUUCAGAGAGAAAGGCUGAAGGAGAUAAGUGGCACUUCUCCUCUUGCUUGUCUCAAUGCCAUGCUCCAUACAAACUCACGUGGAGAUGAAGGGAUCUUCUAUAAGGUUCCAGGCCGAAUGGGAGUCUACACACUGAAGAAGGACAUUGGAGAUGGGGUGAAGGAACUGUCAGAAGAUGCUUCAGACGACAGCAGCGACAUGUCGGAUUCUCGAUGCACAGAAAAUACCAGCAGCACUGGCUACAGCAAGGACGGACGCAGAAGAAGGUGGACAAGGAGAGUGCCAACAAAACUGCAGUCUCAGCCGUCCUCCCCGCAGUCUCGCUGUUCAUCUCCAUCAGUCUCCAGCAGCAAACUCAUGUCUCCAUCACAGAAACACAGCAAGAAGGCCCUCAAACAGGCACUGAAACAGCAGCAGCAGAGAAAUCAGCGGCGACAAUGUGGAAUCUCUAAUGCCUCCAGCCCACGACUGCUCCUCAAGACUGUCAAAGACAUGGCUCAUGACUCCUCCAAAUCUUCCUGGGAGCUGAAAAAGAGUGAACGCUGCCCUGCCAGUCCACAUAACUCUACCUCCAGCUCAUCCUCCUCUGUCAAAGCAGAUGUGUGCCACACAUCCAGUGCCCGCAAGGUGUCGCAGCGCUCCAGCCGGCUAAAUGCCAGACAAUUGAGACGCAGCAGGUGUGAGAUAGACGUGGAGACACCAGAUUCCAUCCUUGUCAACACCAACCUGAGAGCACUAAUCAACAAGCACACCUUCUCACUGCUGCCUACAGAUUGUCAACAGAAGCUGCUUAAGAUGCUGCCUGAGGUUGACCAGCAGGCCAGUAUGGAUGGAGCCUUGAAGGUGACCAGCUCUGCCUUGAACAAUGAAUUCUUCACAUCAGCAGCACAGUCUUGGAAGGAGAGGUUGUCAGAGGGUGAAUUCACGCCAGAGCUGCGACUGAGAAUGCGGCAGGAAAUUGAGAAGGAAAAGAAGGUGGAUCUUUGGAAAGAGCAGUUUUUCGAAAGCUACUAUGGUGAACAUUCUGGCUUGUGUAUAGAGGAAUCCAAGGAGUUGACAGAGGCUAAAGAACUUCCUGAACCAGCUAAGAAAGCAGUUGUACCAGUAAAGCCAGAGAUUGUCAUUGAGCCUCGGAAGGUAAAUCCGGUUAUAGAGGUCAUUCACAUGGAGCUGAGAUCCAGAGAUGUGAAAUCAACUGUAAUGCAUACCUCUCCUGAAGAGCCUGUCAAACUUCCUGCCUCUGAGAAAUCACGUUUAUCCUUAGACACGAAAAAGGAUGUACUGGUGGAAUUGAUUCCAGUGUCUUCUACACAGAAAAUGGUGGAUCCCAAACCAGACAGUGAGAAAACACUGGAGAGUGAGAUCAGAUGUAAGACCCCAACAUCUCCUUUGGAAGCAAUGGUAACUUGCUUGAAAAGAAAAGAGACACAUAGCACAAAAGAGGAAAGUCCUGUUAGUGGGGCUGGACAGGCAUUAACGGAAAGGAAUAAGGGUGGAUCUACAGCAACUGCUGUCACGUCUGAACCUCUGAAAAGAAAAAUCUCUAGUGAACAAGAUGCAGAAGUCAUAACAGAGAAGAAACCCCGCAGCUCUUCACCAGAAGAGUCACCAACAGUGACAGCUAAGGAAAAAUUAGAACAGAGAGUACCUCCUCUCAAAAUCCCAGUCUCAAGAAUACUCUCUGCCCCUGCUUCUAUUGAGCAGAUAUCUCCAAGGACUCCUGUUCCCUUGACCCCUCCUAGCGUCCGACCGGGACGUACAGGGGCACGCACUCUUGCUGACAUCAAGGCAAAAGCCCAGUUAGCACGCGCACAGCGUGCUGCCGCAGCAGCAGCCAGAUCAUCUUCCUCAAAGGGAACUGGCUCAGUUGGAGGUACCUCAACACCCUCUCCAGCUCGGUCCCUUUCAGAAGAUUUUUCACCAGCAAGCAGCAAAAGUCAAUCUGUGUCACCUAUAAAGUUAAGCUCGGGAUCUCCUGCCCCUGAAGGCACAGUGACUCUCUCACAAACCUUUCCUUCCUCAGGUUCUGCAGGAUACACCGACCCUGUUUUUGCGCAGGCCUUCAGUGCGAGCCAGGGUUUUUUAAAAGAAAAUCGCUCUUCGUUUGGGUUGCAAACCACUCAGUGCUCAUUGAACCCAAUAGGCAAGGAUCAGCAUUACCUUCUUUGUCCUGAAGGCACAUUAGCACCUUCAGGUCAAGCAGGAAACGUGACUGUCUCAAACACAAUUGCACAAAGCCAGAGACCACAGCAGACUCUUUUUGCAGGAGCAUCAGCUGCCAAGCUUAUCUCUUCAAUCCCAGAAAAUAAUCCUCUGGUCACCCAGCUUCUUCAAGGUAAAGAGGUUCCCUUAGAAAAAAUUCUCCCAAAGCCACUAACCAAUGCUGAGGUUCAAUCUGUGGCAAUUUCUGCCAGGGAUAAAGGGAACCUUGACACCACUACUGCUGGGUGGAAAAAAGAUAGCCCAACUAUUCAAGAAGUCAGCAAAUUUGUGAACCAAGUUCCUUUCGACCAACCUGCGAAGCAAGUCAGUAGUAGGGACAAAUUUGUCAAAGUCGGCACUCAGGACAGGAUCCUCCAACCACUAAGGGAGCAGAAGCACACCAGCUCAAACCGUCAAUCUUCCCAGUUUCAUUCCUGCCAUUUAGGUCACCCUGAGAGUAGCCAGGACCAGAGUGUCCAUCUCGGAAUCUUUGGACGGAAAAGAAUAUCGAAGCCAGCUAUGACAGGACAUUACCUCCUCAAUGUCUCCACAUAUGGUAGAGGAUCUGAGAGCAGCAAACGGCCACAUCAGGCUAGUAAUACAAGCACUACCCUAGCCAACCUGAAAAAAGAGAAAAUUGAAGCAGAGGAUAGUGUGAAAGGGACGACGGAAUCACUUGCCGGUACCACUUCUCAAGGACACGCACCUUUCCCAAGUGUCAAAGUGGAACAGCAGGGAUGUUUCAUCAGCAAACCAGAUGAUGGUUUGGCACCUCAACCAUGUACUGAUGUAAAGUCUGAAUCUCCAUCGCUGAGCUGUUUGUCCAGCAAAGAAGAAGGCAGCUCUUCAACUAGAACCAAAGAAACAUGCUCAAAAGGGCAGCUUGAUAUGUGCAGCACUAUACAGGGUAAAACAGAGCCAUAUCAAUUAAGUGACUGUCACCAACGCAUGUUCUUGCCUCAGAAAGCCCAUAAUGGAACUCAGUAUGGUGGCAGUAUAAGCAUGUCUGUCCCUCAUGCACUGAACCACAGCAUGCCUGACACUCCGUCCUGCAGUGGCGAUGGUGAAACGGCUGGUGGAGGUAUGAUGUCUUUUUCUGUCACGGUCACCACCAUACCUGCCGGCCACCUACUGGAUCAGAGCAGUCAGAGGGAGACCUCACCUGAGGAAGCCUUCAUAGAAACCUCUGGAAUGGAGGAUGUCCAGUCAAAGUGCUACUGUCGACUGAAGGCCAUGAUUAUGUGCAAGGGAUGUGGUGCAUUCUGUCAUGAUGAUUGCAUUGGUCCAUCCAAACUAUGUGUCUCGUGUUUGGUGGUACGAUAAUGGUCAUGUGGACAAACUGUGACAUUCAUUGAUUCAUAAAGAAAAGAGCAGUCAUACAAUCAAACAAUAAUUUUACCACUGUACAGUAGUGGUGCUCUUGCUGUGGUAACAUUCUCAUGCAUCCGUUGUUAUUUGAGAGGCAGGCUCUUAUGCUGUUCUUUGGGAGUAAUUCACUCACAGUGAAUUGUGCCCACUAAUAGUGCUGUUUAUUUGCACUUAAAUUCUGCUUUUUAGCGGCCAAUUCAGGAAAGGAAUUAUCAAGUCAGGUAAAGGCCAGCAACAAGUGCUGUUCUUGCACGUCAAUCCCAAGCACUAAGGGCCAAAUUUACUAAAUAGAGCAAAUUAUCGCGAAAGUACAAUCACAUAAAAGUGUAGAUCCCACGAAAGGGAUGUAAAUUAAUAAAUUAUUAUAAUAAUUUACGCACAAACACAAUAAGUGAAGUUUAAUAAACUAAUUUCGAGAGGAGCAUGUAAUAUGAUUGCGCACGGCCAGCUGCUCAUCUGUAAUAAGUAAUAAUCCAAUCAGAGUGAUCCAAGCUUACAAUAAAUAGAUCUUUUUUUUCCUACUGCUCUAUCUUCAUUUUGGAAGAAUCCCCCCUUCCACCCCAU
Danio rerio (zebrafish) is the source of this 4368-nucleotide messenger RNA. The record is from RefSeq and is a predicted model, not a curated record. NCBI's taxonomy places the organism in Eukaryota, Metazoa, Chordata, Actinopteri, Cypriniformes, Danionidae.